ACACAGCAACACAGGGGAAAACAAGAUACACAGAGGAAGAGAGACACAUGCAAAAUAACCAGAGGCACGGCAGUAGCUGGGACAACUUUGGAUUUGGGAAUCACGCACACUGGUCUGCACUCAGAGGUGGAUGUGCCAAGAGGAAGAACAACCGUGCUCAGGUGUGGCACAAUUUUAUAGGUUCAGACAUGUGUUCUACACGCCUGCUACUACUACUACUUCUAUCUGCAACCAUCAUCGGUCAGAUCUCAGGGCAGUUCCUCAGUGCCACUGUUGGAGGCUCCGUCCUGAUCCCCUGCUCUCUAUCAGAUCAUCCACUCAGUCUCAAAUGGCUUUACUGGCAGGAGGAACAGUUCAACAAUGUCUUGUUUCACUGGGAGCCCAGUGGGCAAACACUCCAAAUAGCUGACAAAUACAGGGACAGAUGCCAAGUCUUCCCUACUGAGUUUAGUUCUGGAAAUAUUUCCAUUAGACUUGACAAUGUUACUGUUGGAGAUGACAACAAAACAUUCUUUGCCUAUGUACGUUUAAUGGACGAGAAAGAAUCUAAAAAACACUGUAAAUCCACACUGCAGGUCUCAGCUCCUUUCCAGAAACCAAACAUUGAGAUAAACCAAACAGAGAUGACAGCAACCUGCAGCACAAAUGGAGGAUACCCUGAACCUGAACUCAAAUGGAGCGGGGAUGGAGGGACUAAACUGGAACCACAAAAAACCACAAUGACUCCUGAAGCAGACCUCACCUACAACAUCAGCAGCAGAGUCAACGUCACUGGGUUACAGAAAGUGACCUGCACAGUUUACAACCCAACUUCAAACCAGACUCUGACUGCAACUAAAGAUGUGUCUCCAGUUGGGAACCCGCAGUGGAAAUAUUGGCUUAUUGGAACUGGAAUUGUAAUCAUCCUCAUCCUCAUCGGCAUCGGCAUCAAGAUAUGUGUGUAUUAUAAAAAGCGUAAAUGGAAUCCACUAAAUGCAAAUGAAGACCCAGCCCGAGGAAAUGUUCCUGAUGCUCAACCCAACGUGUCAGUACGAAAUCAGCCUGAGGAGAAUAGUCCACUGAGGAGGAGGAAUGGUGGUACUGAAAGCUUGACUAAUGAGGAUGCAGCUUCUGGUGGUGGUGGUGCAGAAUGUGGAAAAAAAACAUCUGCAUCAGGAGGAGACGCAGCUGAAGAAGAUGCCUCCGAUGCUCAUUCCAACACGUCAGGAGGAAGCAGAUCUGCGGAAAGGGUUUCACUAGGACCCAAUCAAGCUGUGUUUCACCGUUCCACAGGGAGGAAGCAUGUUGCUGCAGACAGCUCGUCUGAUGAGGACACUGCUGGUGCUAAUGCAGAGCAGGGAGCAGCAAAACCGUUAUUGAGCAAAAAUGGUCAUGAAACAAGCAGCUCAUAAAGUGAAAAAGGGAAAAUAGAGUAAGCAGCAUUGGCUGGUAGAAAAUAUCUACUCCAAUAAAAAAUGACUCAAGUUAAAGUGAAAAGUACCAUUUGAGAAACCUAAAAGUUAAAAAGUACCUUGUUAAUAAUUAAUUAACAAGUACAAGUUACUUUCCAUUUUAAUAUUUUUACGAUGGGAUUACUACUGCAGAUCUGAAAGUAACGUUAAUAUUGUCAUUAUUUAUUAUUAUUGUUUUUGAGGUACAUCAAGCACUGAGUGCAACUGUGGUCUUUUUUAAGAUUGUGAUACCUAAAGUUGACAGAUGUGGCCAGCGAUUGUAACUGGAAGCUGCCCUCUGUUCUGGGUUUUGUGUCCAUUGUGGUCAAAUGACAAGUGGUGCUUUUAUUUCUUCCAGGCAGAAGCAACUUGGCAUCUGCCGCAGGGGUGCUCCUUGCACGCUUUGUAGUUGAAACAAAGGUAUAAAUGGCAAGUGCAGCUUAUUGAAAAGUAGACUGAGUGGUACUAUAUACAUUUAAUUUAAUACGUUAUAUGUAUAAUUAUUUAUAUACAUAUUUAAAAAGUAGCAUUUAAAUACUAUAAAAAACUUACGUUUUUACUUGUGUGUUACUUAUAAUCCAUUUCUACCCACUGGGUGCCAAAGCUAUGAUCAGAACUGGUGCAGGAGGCAGAAACAGGAGCUAAAGAACUACCGCAGAUGAACAACAUCAUCCUGAGGACUAUUCAGACAGCAGUUUUAGUUUGUGUUCAAACAGACUGUGGUACGUUUGCCUGUUUAGUUUGGUUUGUUGGGACUGGUGGGAGAAAUCUCUGGUGCUGAUAAACAACCAGAUAGAGACCAUCUGAAAAUGUGGGUCUCUGUCCUCAUUUCAUUUGUGGUCUGAAAACAAACAACCAACUGUUUAAUAUCAUCUCCUGACUGUGAACUGUUCAGAAAGUGAUCUCAAAGGAUCUGUAACAGCAAUUUAUAUCUUUAUGUAAAUCCUUUGGUAACCCUUGUAACAAUGUUUGUCAGUGUGAAUACAGCUGUUUUCUGUG
Molecule: messenger RNA, 2429 nt
Organism: Dicentrarchus labrax (European seabass)
Lineage: Eukaryota; Metazoa; Chordata; Actinopteri; Moronidae
Product: CD276 antigen-like
Exons: 8
Coding region: 48-1391 (447 amino acids)
Biological process (GO): immune response; cell surface receptor signaling pathway; negative regulation of T cell proliferation
Cellular component (GO): external side of plasma membrane
Source: RefSeq, a predicted model, not a curated record